GGGCUUCUUGUUUCAAAAGCCCAAAGAAAAAGGAGGGCCCGAAAACCAACAUGAGGCCCAAGCUGGCAGUGUGGAUAGAACUGGAUAAGGGGAGAGAGCCUUCCUUGUCAGUCUGAUUAAUUCAUAAAGCGGGAACGAAGUGAGAAUCGUCGCCGGUGAAGAUAAAUCGGAGUUAGUUGAGAAAGCAAAUGGCGGCUUGUUCGUUCACCAGCAACUUUCUGGGGUUCGGGCAGCUCAAGCUAACGGCAUUAGCCUCAGGGAAUCACCGCCCGAGCUCAUCAAUUGCUCCACCGAGCUUAGUCACAGUUCAAGCCAAAACCAGAACCAGACAAGACGACAGGACCGCCCGCCAUGCCCGAAUCAGAAAGAAGGUUGAAGGCACUACGGAGCGGCCGAGGCUUUCGGUCUACCGUUCGAACAAGCAUUUCUACGUCCAGGUGAUCGAUGACUCCAAGAUGCACACCCUCGCCGCGGCCUCCACAAUGCAGAAGCUGCUCGCGGAAGAGCUCAAUUUCAGCUCGGGGCCAACAAUUGAGGUAGCAAAGAAGGUGGGUGAAGCAAUAGCCAAGGCAUGCUUGGAGAAAGGGAUAACUAAAGUGGCAUUUGAUAGAGGGGGUUACCCAUACCAUGGACGAGUUAAAGCGCUUGCUGAUGCAGCUCGGGAGAACGGGCUUGAGUUCUGAAAUGGACUAGGUUAGUCACUUCCGAAUGCUCAUUUUCAUUCAAUUCGGCAUUGUUGUGAUGCGAUGGAGCAAGUUGUAGUGCUAGGAACCUGCCUGUAAUGUUGUUUGGUUGUGAAAAAGUUCCAGUUGUCUUGUUUUCUUCUAUUUGAUGUCAAGAACAGCAAGUGAUAAUCCAAUUGAAAAGUUAGCAUUUUGUUUCAGUGAUCAGCAGCUUGGCCUUCAAAAUGUUUGUGUUAUGCCAAAUUAGGACCAUCUUUUGAAAGUUAAGUGUCAAAGCACAGGACUUGGAACCAAAAUGAAUAAUGGAAACAGUUCAUGAAACUUGUUCUAUACUAUUUAGUCAUAAUCCUAGUUGAAAGUUAACUGGUGGGUAGGAUUCUCUUUCAAUGAUACAGCAAGAUUCUAGACUCCAAAAUCGACAGAAUAGUUGGAAUUUACCAUGCCAAUGGAACAGUUGGAAUAAUCUGCUGAACAAUCAGUUGAAUAACAUUCUCAAAGCAUCAUUAACAGCAUAGAUAGAAGCGAAAAACAAUUGGGAAUCAGUAGAAUUUAGAAAUAGAUCAAUGGUUUCUUCAAUGUUUAGUUCCCAAGCAUGGUUUGGGAAAUACUACCAACCCUUUAGUUUCUUCUUUCUUCCAGAAUUUGGUUAGGCCUAGCAUGCAGCGGCGCCUUGUUCCAACUCAAUCUGAAUCCUCAGUAUCAACACUUAGGAGCUCUACCAUCUUAAGUUUCUUCCUCAAGUUGAUGGUCAACUUCUCUGGAUUGACUCUAUCUCCCACCACCACCAAAUACUCUUUACAUUCUCCUUCGAGUCCCACAAAGUUGACACCUGCCCAAUUCACAUUCUUGGUCAAAACUUUUUUGUUCUGUUAGUAUGAUAUUUUCAAAAGAGUUAAGAUGGGUAAAUCCUUAAAUGUAGGGUAAUGUGGGAGGGAUGAGAGCUGAGCUUACCCUCAGUCCCUGCAGCAAUCUGGAGUGCUUUGCUCUGUGAUUUCUCACAGUUGAAAUGCAGUUUGAACACAAUCCUUUUCUGCAACUACACCAUAGCAUUAGGAAGAGUGGGUGAACUAGUUUGGAAACAGAAAACCUGCAUGGAAAAGUAUCAUGGUAGAAGAAAAGGAAAAAAAGAGUAGAAACUUAAAAGGAGGGGUUCUUACAGUCAUCCUCCUCCUUUAGAUCAGGGAAGCUCAGAAUACUUCUGUAAACUGGUCGAGCAGAGAAGGUAAAAGGGUCGGGGAUAGAGAGAGUGUCUGUGAAAAGAGUUGAUAGCUUGGUUAGAAGCAAUAGCAGAGGAAGCAGCUGUGUGUAUUUUUUAUACGAAACAAGUGAGUGAGUAUAGGUCAGUUGUGCUGGUCAUAUCAGUGUAUAAAGAGAAUGCUGGUAGACGCUGUCACGAUCUUAUCAUUAUAUCUUGAACCAUUAGUCUGGCAUUGUUCUGAAACACAAGUUUUCAAUUAAAUUGCAGCUCAGAGGUAGAAAUGUGUUGCUGUCUGUGUGCAUUUCCUGUAUUUGGUCAUUCAACACCAUGUCUGGAGUGGAAAGGGUGCGUUCUUUCUGGCUUUGCUGAUUUGCCUCUUUUGGGUCGUUACCAGGUGGGUGUUUCUGCCUGCAACGACGACCAGUGUCCACGUGCAGUCAAAGCCUCUCUUUAAUUUUUCUUUCUCUAUUUGCCUUCUGGUGUUUGUUUACCUGACGAAGAAAGAAUUUGUACUUUUAUAGCCUUUGUGGUAUUGUCUCUAUAGCAACGACUCUUUAACAACGGCCGUCAGUACUGUCGUUGAAACAAGUCGAAACUGAAAUAAGAGGCCCAAUAUAUAUCUAACACACCA
Linum trigynum is the source of this 2512-nucleotide messenger RNA. The record is from the annotation of a GenBank genome assembly. Lineage: Eukaryota; Viridiplantae; Streptophyta; Magnoliopsida; Malpighiales; Linaceae.